This is a messenger RNA of Haliotis rubra (blacklip abalone), 1342 nucleotides long. RefSeq lists its product as uncharacterized. NCBI's taxonomy places the organism in Eukaryota, Metazoa, Mollusca, Gastropoda, Lepetellida, Haliotidae. The coding region runs from base 282 to 1151 and encodes 289 amino acids. The record is from RefSeq and is a predicted model, not a curated record. The transcript is spliced from 6 exons.
CCAACAGCAGAGUGGUGCGGGUUUCAAAGUCAGCAGAACGUUCGUAUCGCGAUCGUUGCCCUUCCACGUUUGGCUCCUUGUAAUGAAGAGAGGGAUUGAGUAAAGCUAGAUCACUGCGAGCACAACUUGAUCAGCGAAAGAAGGAGCUCCUGGUGGAUAUUGAAAGGUCAGACGAAGGAGACUCACACACUCGACAUACCUGCAGCUGUCUUUAAAACCAACGACCUGUCAAAGCUGAAAUACAUCGGAUUUUGUGAUUUUGUGCCAUCUUGACCAAAGAAAUGUCUAAAGAAGAACAUGCAAGAGACAAGGAAACUCAAACUGAACAUGACUUCAUAGCUGAGAUGGAAAUCAAAUAUAAGAACAGCAUCGAUGAGAACGAAAACAUCGUGAAGAGAGCCUCAGAAACCACUCAUUUCCUGCUUGGGCUGCUCAAUGAAUGCGAUGUUCACCUGCUGAAACCAGACGUCUUGGACAAGUCGAUGGUGCUGAAGUGUAUACAUCUGAAGUAUGACACAGAUAAAGUAAACCUUGACUACACCCACAUCAACACAGAGGGGGACUUGAUCAACAGCACGUCUGACACCAGGUCUGCAGGGAAAGGGAGACUGACGAACUACUGGGGCACAUGCAGCACUAUCCCCCUCCCCUUGGCUGAUUGUCCCCAGUACUGGGAGACGGAGACCAGGGUCGGACUGGACAAAACACUCACAGGGAGCAAUCUCAUCCUGGAGGUUGGUGUCUGUGCUGAGGAAGAGAUGGACAUGACUCACUUUGUAGCCCGUCGUCCCCAUGCCUACAGUUUGACCGUCCACCACUGUCCUACUCACAAAGGGAUAUGUAGGGUAACCUUGAAGGAGGGAAAGGUUGUGUUACAUCUACCUGACACCAUCCCCAACACAGCAGGGGCAUCACACACACUACACUACGGUGUUGUCUAUGAUGACGCCAGGAAGAAGAUUGUCUUCAUUGAUGUGAAGGAGAACAAGGUGAUAUCGACGUUAGACAAUGUAGACUCCAGUCAACCACUGUGGCCGAUGUUCGGGGUGUUUAGCCCACCUGUCGUCACUCUCAGCAUGAGACUUGUGGUGGGCAGUGACAUCAACAUGACAGAGGAGAAGAAAGCCAUGAUUGUCAAGGCGCUGUCGUGAUGUGGCAUGCUAAAGCCGGGCAUGGUGGUGAGUAUGAUCACACCCAGAUACGUAUGUAUCAACAUGACGGAGGAGAAGAAAGCUCUAGUUAUAAGACACUGUCAUGAUGCCAUGUUAUGACACCGGCGGCCAUGGUGGUGAGUAGGAACACACAGAGAUAUGUACCAACGAUAUCAACAUGACGGGGGAGA